Molecule: messenger RNA, 1359 nt
Organism: Scedosporium apiospermum
Lineage: Eukaryota; Fungi; Ascomycota; Sordariomycetes; Microascales; Microascaceae
Exons: 4
Coding region: 1-1359 (452 amino acids)
Source: RefSeq, a predicted model, not a curated record
AUGAGAUUACGACACGUACUUGCCCCAGCGGCGGCCCUGCUGCUCAGUUGCGUCCCAGUAACGCUCUGCCAGGGCCUCUCGUCUGCCCUCGGCUCCCUUCCCGACUGUGCGAUCGAUUGUCUCAAGACCUCCAUCGCCAAUUCGCCUUGCACCAUCGAUGAUACGCCGUGCCUAUGCACCAACUCCGAUCUUCAGGAUGCCAUCACAAACUGUGUGCUCUCCUCGUGCACGGUGAAGGGGUCCCUCCAUGCGAAAAAUGUCACCCAAACCAUUUGCAAUGCGCCCGUACGGGAUACAUCACGGGCUAUCAAGGACCUCACUACCAUUCUCAGCACAAUCGCUGGAGUCCUGGUCGCCGGGCGAAUCAUAUUCAAACACUUCGUGGCGAAGAUGGGGCUGUCUCUAGACGACUGGUUCAUCGUCCUCACUGCUAUUGUUGGCGCACCGAAUAGAGCCAUUGUCGUCCAUGGCACUGGAGCGAAUGGCGUCGGGCGGGACAUCUGGACCCUGCCAUUCGACAUGAUAACGCGAUUCGGCAAGUUCUUUUACAUCAUGGAGAUCUUGUACUUUGCAGAGCUCGCUCUACUGAAAGUGUCGAUCCUGUUCUUCUACCUCCGUAUCUUUCCGGACACGCGCAUUCGACAAGUCCUCUGGGUGACACAGACCCUAAAUGUGCUGGUUGGGGUAGCCUUCGUUAUCGCCGCUAUUUUCCCUUGCACCCCGAUCAGCUACUUCUGGACGAAAUGGGAUGGCGAGGGGCAGGGCAAAUGCAUCAAUAUCAAUGCUCUGGCGUGGGCUAAUGCGAUCAUCAGCAUUGUGCUGGAUAUAUGGAUGCUCGCCAUCCCGCUAAGCCAACUACCUAAAAUUAAACUGCAUUGGAAGAGGAAGGUUGGCAUCGCCUUAAUGUUCUUCGUCGGCACCUUUGUCACCAUCGUCAGUAUCCUCCGUCUGCAUUCGUGCGUAACAUACGCGAACUCUCGCAAUCCGACCUGGGAUAAUGCGCCUAUUACUAAAUGGUCCGUCAUCGAGAUUAACAUAGGGAUCAUGUGCGCCUGCAUGCCGACUCUCCGCCUUGCCCUAGCUCGUGUCUUUACAAUCUUCCAAGAGUCGACUGUCCGCACCGGUUACGGGGCUGGAUACGGAGCCGGAUACCAAAACCAAGCCAGCAAGGUAACGACUAGCCAUGCCGUGGCCACGUUCAAUGGACAGUCACCUAAAGGAACACAGCCACCCGACCGUGCGAUUUUGUGUAAGAAGACUUUUGAUAUACAAUACAGCGAUGAGUCGAGUUUGGUUCAGAUGCGAGAUUUGUCGGUGAGGCCGACAACGAGCGAUGCGUCGUCAGGGAUAGACCCCUAA